Molecule: messenger RNA, 1458 nt
Organism: Fusarium oxysporum Fo47
Lineage: Eukaryota; Fungi; Ascomycota; Sordariomycetes; Hypocreales; Nectriaceae
Product: transcription factor domain-containing protein
Exons: 4
Coding region: 1-1458 (485 amino acids)
Biological process (GO): DNA-templated transcription
Cellular component (GO): nucleus
Molecular function (GO): DNA binding; zinc ion binding
Source: RefSeq, a predicted model, not a curated record
AUGUCAUCGUGGAACCCCGGGCCAGACCAGGUCAGUCCAGAGAGCUCGGGGGAAGGAGCUGUGGAUAGUUCUAACAACACACUCCAUACACCAGGUCCUAGUACAGCGGCAGGCAUUUCGGGUGCUUUAUUUGAGGAAUUAAUAAAGCUGUACUUCGAUAAGGUCCAUUGUUUCGUCCCAAUACUUCACCGGCCAAGGUUCUACGAGCAGUACUUUUCUGGUAACUCGUCGAUACAUGAUGAUGAUGCCGCAAGACUGUUGCGAGACUCACUUCUCGUGAAUGCGAUGCUCGCCCUGGCGGCAAGAUUCUCAUCAGCACCCCAUUUUAACCAAAAGCCGAACGUGGUUAAGGGCGAAGAGUUCGCUGAAUCUGCAAAGGACAUGUACUACUGCUGCCUCCGAGCGGCUCAGAAGAACACCCUAGAGUUUCUGCAGGGCUGCACACUGUUAGCAUUUCAGCUUUAUUUGCACGGCCCCACUACCGAAGGAUGGAUGGUCAUCGGCACUUGCACCCGGCUCGCGAAUGAGCUGGGUCUACAUGCUAUCGACUUCCAAAGUGAGAGCGAUGUUUUCAGUCCAGUCUCAUUGGAAUGGAGCAAGAAAGAGGGGUUACGCCGUGUCUGGUGGUCUGUCUGGGAGCUGGACACGUUCUCAGCCGCGGUCGCCUGCCGUCCACAAACGAUAGAUAGGAUGACUAUGCAAGUCAAGCUUCCCGUCUCUGACAAGAACUGGUUUGCAGACAUGUUCAUGGAGUCGUCCAUAAUCAAUCCCGACCCUGUCCACUCUUGGCACACCCUAAGGGAUUGUCCAAACCAGGACGAGAGGGCAUGGUUCCUACUCAUCAAUUAUUUCUUGCUCACCGCGCAUGACCUGGGCCAGCAGCAAAACUUGCAACGCAAGGAGACUCAAGAGAUUGAAAAAGUUAUAUCUUGCUAUACUCUUCUCCUCCCUCCCCAAUUCAACUUAUUGGAGGACUUGAAUCCCUCAUCGUUCAGGCCAAAUCGCGUUUCUAACUUUAAUUGGAUCAUCGUCACCAACAUCAUGCUACAAGGUUGUCGGGUCUUUGUCAAACUUCUUCACGACGAUGCUUCAACUCCCAGAUUCUGGAGCUCAUCGAGAAACUUAUUGACCCCACUGGCCGCAGAGUCGCAGUUCCGUGCCCCGGAGGCUAGAUACCACAUCUGCACGGAUCAGAUUAUUCGCAUUAUUCGAAUGUGGCCGCCCGAGUUCAUCCCUUACGCCUCUCCUUUCAUCGGCUGUCUUGUACUUGGACCAGCAGCAUUGCACUUGCGGGUCGCAAUGGGACACAGACAGGCAGCGGGGGAUAGAUCCGACGCAGCAAGUUUGGAGGAGGAACUUCUGAAGCUCGCCUUAUCACACAUAGCGAUGUAUUGCAGGUUUGGCGCCUUUUUAUUAGACUUCGCCAAUUCAAUCACUACAGCAAAACAGUUAGAAUAA